UGUCCCCUGACCGUCAAGCAGUGAACCCACCGGUCAGAUCUAGCAACAGAACCUUAGGCAAGUCAUCCACUGGGAAGAGCUCGAUUGUUCCCAACACAGUGACAAAACCAAAGAAGGCCAUCAAGCAGGGCAAAACUAAACAACCAGCCAAGAAGGCCCGUACAAGUGCAGGUGUCCAAUUUCAGGAACCAUCUUCUGCCCAACCCUCGACAGCCUCAGCUGUCCAAGUAGACACGUCUCACAUGGAAGGGGAUAACACUACUGCCGCAUCUCAAGAUGAGAGCCAAACCUCCUCUCUUACUGCGUCUACUCCACGAGGUGGAGGGUCUCCAUUCUUCUCUCCUCCUACUGGGAAGGCGCACAGUGAUGGCGCCACAAGGGAUUGGUCUGGCGAUGAUCGCCGUCGUCAUUCUUCACUGUCUACUCGAGUCUGUUUCCAGAAUGUCAACGGAUUACCAGAGAAUGGCACUGACUCGAAGCAACAACAGAUCAACUCCUGGCUGAAGGAGGAACAAGUGGGAAUUGCGUUGUUGGCAGAGGCCAAGACGUUUUGGCCGUCUAUCAAUGAAGGUCACGGUUGGAGUGACAGACUCCGUCAAGCUACGAUGAAGUCCGAGCAAAAAGGGUUUUACUCGUCGGUAGCUUACAAUCGGCAUCAGGACAGAUCUGCUGCCACCUCGGCGGUACAAUGGGGUGGGUGCAUCGCAACCGUUUUGAACCAAGUGGCGCACAGGGCUAAGGAAGCUGGCAGAGACCCCACGGGUUUAGGACAAUGGGCCUAUGUCCGUCUCCAAGGAAGGAAGUUGAAAGCCCAUGGGGGUAAUGUUCAGGACUCUUUGGUUGAGAUCACCAAAUGGCGUGAUGAAGGGUGUGAGGUGGUGUUGGGUAUAGAUGCAAACGAGGAUGUCACUGUGAACGUACCCCAGUCUAUCCGCCAUCGCUUCCGGGCCUGCGGUCUUGAGGAGGCGAUCCUAAAACACCAUCCACCGCAAGCGACCCACCAGCACAACCAACGGAACAUUCCGAUUGAUGGUAUCUUCACCACUUUGGGCGUACAAAUCCUUGCAGGUGGGUACUAUGCCUUUGACGAAUUCUUUGAUUGCGAUCAUCGCGGAUUGUGGAUUGACAUUGAUCUUUCCGCCUCCUUGGGCAACUUCCAACCUCCGAAAUCCAACUUCAAGCCACGGAAGUUGUCCCUUCAAGACUCUCGAUCUGUCCGCAAAUAUCUUCAAUUGGCUCACAAAGGUUAUGCCAAGUACUCCAUCCCGGAGAGAUUGAAUAAGCUGAAUAAGCGUAUUGCUCACCUGGGCCACCAGAUGACCCCUCCUUUGGUGCGCAAAUACAACUGUUUACACAGACGAAUGUAUACUGUGAGGCGCCAGGCGGAAGAGAAGUGCCGGGCCUUAGCUCCAGGUAAAGUUCCCUGGUCACCAAAAAUGCAGGGAUUCUGGGAUCGUAUGAGCCUGUGGAAGCUUCUGUUGAAAGGCAAGAAAGGUUGUCGUGUCAGUUCGCGCAAAGUUCGCCGGUUGAUGAAGAAAACAGCGUUGCCACAAGCUUGGAGGAAGUCAGAGGGUGAUCUGGAGGACUGCCUGAAGCAAGAGCGCGCCUUGUACGGGCCUUAG
Molecule: messenger RNA, 1622 nt
Organism: Cylindrotheca closterium
Lineage: Eukaryota; Bacillariophyta; Bacillariophyceae; Bacillariales; Bacillariaceae
Source: the annotation of a GenBank genome assembly